AUGGAUUCUCCACAUGAGGAAGUUGACCUCCCAUUGCUUCCUUACGAGCCCACAGACGACAAGCACCACUACGAAUCCGAAAUAUUGUUCUCAGGAACCGACAAGCACAUCGAUAACGCUCUUGGCAAAUCAGUAACUGCUAUCACUAUACGGCGUCGCAAAAAACUGUACACAAUCCUCUUGACAAACUGUAUCACAUGCCUCGCUACGAUCUCAGUCAUUGCUGCUACCUGGGUUAUGAUGUCGGAGCGGUCUCGCUGGACGAUAUCUUCGAGUACGACGUUUGUAUAUGAUGAAGUGUACAGCAUAGAUUCGCCACAGGCUAGAGGCUGUGGAAGCACAGUCGAGGAGGCCACGGCGCUGGGAUGCCGGUUCGAUGAGUUGUCGGACCUCUGGCUGCCGAAGGCAUGUUCUCGGAAAUACGAAGAAGAAUAUCUUCGCAGUAACAACGGUGGAGCUUUUGUUUAUUGGUCCGAUCCCAGUGGUGAUCAUGUGAUCACGAACCGGUCGCAAUAUGCCGGUGUAGCAACGUACUUCUCGACGACACGGGAUCAUCUACGCCAUUGCGAGUACAACCUGUAUCGUUUUGCGGAUUCGCUCACAACAGGCGAUUUGGUUGGGCAUGCGGAAGGCUUUGGGCCCCACAUGCAUCACUGUGCUAAUGUGUUGGGCAAAUUCGCUAACCUCGCUCCGGAUAUUGAUAACAUUGACGUUGAUACGGAAUCUACAUUCGGGUUCUGUUGA
Aureobasidium subglaciale EXF-2481 is the source of this 744-nucleotide messenger RNA. RefSeq lists its product as uncharacterized. The transcript has a single exon. Bases 1 to 744 code for a protein of 247 amino acids. NCBI's taxonomy places the organism in Eukaryota, Fungi, Ascomycota, Dothideomycetes, Dothideales, Saccotheciaceae. The record is from RefSeq and is a predicted model, not a curated record.